This is a messenger RNA of Rosa chinensis, 531 nucleotides long. RefSeq lists its product as uncharacterized. Lineage: Eukaryota; Viridiplantae; Streptophyta; Magnoliopsida; Rosales; Rosaceae. The record is from RefSeq and is a predicted model, not a curated record. The transcript has a single exon. The coding region runs from base 1 to 531 and encodes 176 amino acids.
AUGACGAAUUUGGCAAAAUUGGAUUUUGUCGCCCUUGACAUCUCUGGCAAGAACUACCUGUCUUGGGCCCUUGAUGCCGAGAUUCAUCUGGAAGCCCAAAACCUUGGGCCUACAAUCAAGGAAGGAAACUCAACGUCCCCGCAGAAUAAAACUAAGGCUAUGAUUUUUCUACGCCACCAUCUCCAUCAGGGAUUGAAGGACGAGUACUUAACUGUCAAAGACUCACUUGAGCUAUGGACAGGUUUCGCAGAUAGGUUCGCUCACCAAAAGAUUGUUGUGCUCCCUAGAGCACGUUAUGAAUGGACGCAUUUGAGCCUUCAAGAUUACAGUUCUAUGAUAUAUUAUAAUUCCGCCAUGUUCAGGAUCACCUCCCAAAUGAAUCUUUGUGGAGAAACUGUAACUCAGGCCAUGAUGCUUGAAAAGACCUUAUCCACUUUUCAUGCCUCAUAUAUGGUCUUACAGCAGCAAUACAGAGAAAGAGGAUUCACCAAAUAUUCUAAUCUCAUCUCUUGUCUUCUGGUGGCUGAGUAA